Molecule: messenger RNA, 385 nt
Organism: Penicillium pulvis
Lineage: Eukaryota; Fungi; Ascomycota; Eurotiomycetes; Eurotiales; Aspergillaceae
Product: DNA-directed RNA polymerase I core subunit RPA12
Exons: 3
Coding region: 20-385 (121 amino acids)
Biological process (GO): termination of RNA polymerase I transcription; DNA-templated transcription
Cellular component (GO): RNA polymerase I complex
Molecular function (GO): zinc ion binding; DNA-directed RNA polymerase activity; nucleic acid binding
Source: RefSeq, a predicted model, not a curated record
UUUUGCUGCAUAUUUCACAAUGUCCGUCAUUGGAUCCUUGAUUUUCUGCACGGAUUGCGGCAAUCUGCUGCGCGAGUCCACCGGAGAUGCCAAUGCGAUCCUGCACUGCACUGUCUGCGGAGCUCGGAACAACGACACAAUCCCGCAAACCAUCGUCUCGGAAUCCAAACCCUCCGCAUUCCCGUCAGCCCUAAGAGCUAAGCGCUCUGCCGUCCAAGAGCUUUCCGCUGAUGACCGAAAGACUGAGGCCAUUGCUGAGAAACAAUGUGUGAAGUGCGGAAGAAAGGAGAUGUUCUACACCACCGUCCAGCUGCGCAGUGCCGAUGAAGGAAGUACUGUUUUCUAUCGGUGUGUGUGCGGUCACAAGGAAACUGAGAAUAACUAA